Molecule: messenger RNA, 4163 nt
Organism: Pezoporus occidentalis (night parrot)
Lineage: Eukaryota; Metazoa; Chordata; Aves; Psittaciformes; Psittacidae
Gene: GRHL2
Product: grainyhead like transcription factor 2
Exons: 16
Coding region: 280-2139 (619 amino acids)
Biological process (GO): brain development; regulation of transcription by RNA polymerase II; neural tube development
Cellular component (GO): nucleus
Molecular function (GO): DNA-binding transcription activator activity, RNA polymerase II-specific; RNA polymerase II cis-regulatory region sequence-specific DNA binding
Source: RefSeq, a predicted model, not a curated record
CGCCGCUCGGAAAGUUACCUGUGCGCGCCCGGCCCGGCCGCUCUCUGCCCGGCGAGCCCCACAUGCGAGGGGGAGGGGGCUGGGGCUCUACCUGUCCUACCUCGGCGGCUGGCUGCGGAGCCGGGAGAAGGGGGGGAAGGAAAGCAGAAUUACCAGUAGCUCUGGUUCUGCCGUCCCGGGCGUUCACACACACACCUUCACCUGCACAGACCUGAAAGUCCAGUUCCGCCAGGGAGACGGAGGCACCGGGAAAAGGGGAGAGAGUUCAUUGGAUCAAACAUGUCACAAGAGACGGACAAUAACAAGCGACUUGUGGCCUUAGUGCCAAAUGACACUUCAUUCAACACCAGACGAGCCUACACCAGUGAAGAUGAAGCCUGGAAGUCGUAUUUGGAGAAUCCCCUAACAGCAGCCACCAAGGCUAUGAUGAGCAUAAAUGGUGAUGAGGACAGUGCUGCUGCUCUUGGCCUAUUGUAUGACUAUUAUAAAGUUCCCAGAGAUAAAAGGCUGUUGUCUGUUAACAAAGUGAGUGAUAAUCAAGAAGACCAAGAUAAAAGAAAUUGUCUUAACACCACAGAAGCUCAGAGUAAUUUGAGUGGGGGAGAGAACCGUGUGCAAGUCCUGAAGACGGUGCCAGUUAACCUUUCCUUGAAUCAAGAUCCUUUGGAGUCAUCCAAAAGGGAAUACAACGCAAAUGUGUCUGGGAGCUCAACACCCAUCACUGGGACUGGAGUGACUGUGGUUAAAGCAGAGGAGUUCACCCCUGUUUUCAUGACCCCACAAGCACACUAUGCAAGAGGAGAAAAUGAGGAGCACCGAGGUGUUAUCUUUGAACCCUAUGAAGUGUCCAACAUUGCUCCCCACACAAAUUAUCUCAAAGAAGACCAGCGCAGUACUCCUGACAGCACGUACAGCGACACCUUCAAAGAUGGAGGAACAGAAAAGUAUCGCAGUGUGUCAGUGGGGGCUGAAGAAUAUAUUUAUGAACAAACAAGCAGCACUUUUCAGUACACGCUAGAAGCUACCAAAUCUCUGCGUCAGAAGCAAGGGGAGGGGCCUAUGACCUACUUGAACAAAGGACAGUUCUACGCCAUCACCCUGAGCGAGACGGGUGACAACAAAUGUUUCCGUCAUCCCAUCAGCAAAGUCAGGAGCGUGGUCAUGGUUGUUUUCAGUGAGGAUAAAAACAGGGACGAACAACUGAAAUACUGGAAAUACUGGCAUUCUCGGCAGCACACAGCUAAACAGAGGGUCCUUGACAUUGCUGAUUACAAGGAGAGUUUUAAUACCAUUGGGAAUAUUGAAGAAAUCGCAUUCAAUGCUGUGUCCUUUACCUGGGAUGUCAAUGAGGAAGCAAAGAUUUUCAUCACAGUGAAUUGCUUGAGCACAGACUUCUCCUCUCAAAAAGGAGUGAAGGGACUUCCUUUGAUGAUUCAGAUUGAUACAUACAGCUACAACAACCGCAGCAAUAAACCCAUCCACAGAGCCUACUGCCAGAUCAAGGUUUUUUGUGACAAGGGAGCAGAAAGGAAAAUCAGAGAUGAAGAAAGGAAGCAGAACAGGAAGAAAGGCAAAGGCCAGGCAUCUCAAGCCUCGUGUAAUAACUCAGCGGAAGGGAAGUUGAGUGCACUCCCUCUGCAAAAAAAGAGUGAUAUCACCUUCUUCAAAACAAUGGCUGACCUGGAUUCCCAGCCAGUUCUCUUCAUACCGGAUGUUCACUUUGGAAACCUACAAAGAACUGGACAGGUUUACUAUAAUACAGAUGAUGAGAGAGAAGGUAGCAGUGUCCUGGUCAAAAGGAUGUUCCGGCCUGUGGAGGAGGAGUUUGGUCCAUCCCCCUUGAAACAAAUGAAAGAAGAAGGCCUGAAAAGAGUGCUUUUGUAUGUGAGGAAGGAGACAGAUGAGGUGUUUGAUGCUUUGAUGCUGAAAUCACCCACAGUAAAGGGGCUAAUGGAAGCGAUCUCUGAGAAAUAUGGGCUGCCAGUUGAAAAGAUUGCAAAACUUUAUAAGAAGAGCAAAAAGGGUAUCUUGGUAAACAUGGACGACAACAUUAUUGAGCACUACUCCAACGAAGACACGUUCAUCCUGCACAUGGAGAGCAUGGUUGAAGGCUUCAAGAUCACACUGACAGAAAUAUAGCCUCAGGCAGAACCUUUUUGUAAGGAACCACAGCAUUUCAUCCUUCUUGGAAAGCAGAAGAUUCCCCAGGAACUUGACACACAUUGAUCAGAGAAACUGUUACAAGACUGCUUUGAAAAUACUGUCCGUUCUGCACAUGUGCACUCACUGCAUAUAGGCUUGGGUUUGUCAGGCACAAGGCCACUCAUGUUAACCUGGUCCCUUAUUUAUUGUUCCCCAUUCUCUAAUGUAUGAGCAGUUACCAGCCCCCAGAUUUGUAACCAGAUGACCCACUGCAAGUGUGAAGUGCAGCAUUUUAAUCCAUACUUUAGUGUGGACAAGCUCAUUCUAAAACAUGUUAAGGAACCAUACUGGUCUAGUUUCAGAAAUCUGGUGUAAAUCACUUUACCAGUAGUUCUCUCCAUUGUUGCUAAAAAACUGGUGCAGUGCUAAACAUGGGGAAAGUGGCUGACAGAGUUCACUCACUCAUACUGGUCCGUAUCUCUCUCUAGUGUAUAGUCUUGCCAAAUACCUCUGGUAGUUCUCAGCACGUAGCAAUGAGGACUUGUAAGUAAGGCAUUCAGCUACAAAUGUCACUUGUAAGUAAAUGGUAAAGAAACCAUUUUAACCUUGUAUAUAAUGUUUAUAAUAUGCAAUAAUAUAUUUUAACUACUGUAUGCAGGUAUGUUUACUGCCACUAUGUUUUUUUAUGUAUUGGGUUUAGGCUUUAACAGGAUCUUUCCUAGAGGAUUAGAUUGCUGAAAUCUGUUGAGGAGUGUGUACUGAGAAGCUGAUAACUGCAUCUGCACCCAUAUGCUCCACCUUUGCCCACCUAGUCUUAUAGUGCUACAGGGUCUGGAGUGCUCUGGCACAAUGGUACCCACCUUAGGUGCCCAAGUCCCAGCUGUGGAUCCCUGAGUGUCCCAUCCAGCUGUCACCAAAUCCAAGAGGUACCACGUGUCUGCUGCCUGGUGUGCCUAGAGGUACAGAAGGGAUUUCUCCUGUUCUGUUGAUGAAAUGGAGACUCUCAAAGUGGGCUUUUCUCAAGCCUGUGGAGGGAAAGGUGCUUUCUGCAGCAGCCUGCUCAUUAAAGCAUUCCUUUAGACUGUAAGAAACAGGACUUAAAACUCUCCUUAAGGGUACUUGCUCUUGUAGCUCCAUUGAAUGUUUCUGUUUUGACUUUUAGGACAGUUGGGUGAGGUAUAAACCUGGGCGUGAUGUAAAUAUUUUAUCAAAACUGGAACAAUUUUACCAGUGGAGACUGAAUAUCCCACAGCUGAGGUGUGGAGAUUGGUCUCUCUCACAAGGGCUGAAUCUGAAGCCAAGUCGAACUACAGGGUUAUCCUGUCAAAUUUCACCACUGUCUCAUGAAUUCUGUGAAGAGAGAAAAUAGUGCAUGCUAAAAUCGUAAUAGGAAAAGGGUUCAAGGCCUGAAUGUGUCUGUUCUCCCUCCCUCCCUCUUCCUUUGGUGUGUGGUCUUUCUCCUUUUGAGGAAGAGUUUUGUAGUAAUUCCUGUAUCUUUUUAUAAUUAUGUACUCCAGCAAAGAUGCUCUUGCUACCUUGCUUAAGAGCAGACAUCCUGGGAAUGCAUACAGGGGAUUUAUGGUGGUUCAGCUUGUUUCUGCUUGGCUCAGGCUGAGAUAAAAUGUCUAUGCUGACUUAGCCCAGAUACUUUUUUCCUAAAGAAAAACAGAGGACAGUUUUGGCAGGUGGCAUUAGGAACUGGGACCAGCACAUAGGACUGGUGAGCACUGGUGUUAGUUCAUGUAUUUCUCUGUUUUUUUAACGGUGUUUGGGAUCCUAAGGAUAGCAGCUGGGCUCUCUCAGUUGGUCAUCGUGUCUGGGCAGAAGCUGCAGGUGAAGCAUAGAAGUAAAUGUGUGCAGGAGUUGAGCCCUGGUUCAGCACUCAACCCUGCCAUCUAAGCUUUCUUGCUUAUAGGGAAUGCCUGUGGCAUCUGGGGCUGGCCUGGGUUGGGAUGUGCUGCCUUAAGAGAGAACAGUGAGAAUUUGGGUUUCACAGAGAAAGACGGGGAUGUCUGGCAGCA